Molecule: messenger RNA, 3351 nt
Organism: Pieris macdunnoughi
Lineage: Eukaryota; Metazoa; Arthropoda; Insecta; Lepidoptera; Pieridae
Source: the annotation of a GenBank genome assembly
AUGACGCGGGAAGAUCCCGAUCGGCUAUCGCCUAGAAGACGGUGUCCUUUCGAAUCUUCAGAUGCGGACCCAAAAAGAAGGCGAUUAGACAGUCCCGCUCCGGAGCCCUUGAUAGCGGCGGCGGCGAGCGUAGGCCGAACGCCUUUAGGUUCCGAGCCGGCCCCUCAGGCGCCCGGCCCCCCCUGUGAUGUUAGAGUUCCUUCGGCCGACGGCAGUGUGGAAACCCCCGAGAAAGCCGCCGGCGCGUCCCCGGCUCCUCAAAUAACGCCAUCGGCGAGUCCCGCGCCGGUGACGAUACCACAAUUACCCUCUUCACCCCCGAUCAGCACGACGUCGACGCCGCCCGCCCCGCCCGCAACUCCACCAGUCACUACAGUCGCGGAAAGCGACACUCCGGCUAAAAUUGCCUCUCCUAGUCCACGCGACGGUGCUGCUCCCGUAAGGCAUCUAGGAAAAAAAGCUUGGCUUCAAAGACACGAGACGGCACCUAUUGGGGAAGGCGAUUGUUCCGGUGGUGGUGGCACCUGCAUAACGCUACCCAUGACACUCAGCCGAGUGUCCGAACCCGAUGAUUCGAGUUCUAACAUUGUCGUUCCAGUCGCGGCGAAGUCUAUUCAAAGAGGCGCGCGGAAAACCUCGAAGCCUCGGAAGCCCAAAGAAGUGAACGGCCGGGUGGACGACGUCGAAGAAGACAGUUCCAGUUCGGACCGUGAACCAAGUUCGCCGCCGAAGCGAAAGCCCCCUAAGGCGAAACGGAAAAAGGGGGCCGUUAAGAAGGCGAACGAUGAGCCAAAAAAAAAGAAAGCGUCAGAGAGUGGAAGUGAAAGUGAUAAAGAAAGUGACGAUAAGGACUCCGAUUCGGCUGGGAGCGGGAGUGGUAGCGGUAGUGCUUCCAGUAAGCGUGGCGGAAGCAGAGCUCGCGGACGAAAAACCCGAGGAGGAGGAAGAGGAGGCAGGAGAAGGGAAGACCCUCCUAGAAGAACUCCCUCCACGGUGCGACCAAAGCCCGGCACGGAGUCCUUUCUCCAGAACGGGCCGUGCUUCGAAGUCGCCCCUAGGCUAGCAAAGUGCCGCGAGUGUCGCUGGUCGCCCGCUCAACGCGACAAAGACAUGCCGAACAUAUUUUGCCGCUUCUACGCUUUCCGAAGACUGAAAUAUGCAAAGAAUAGACAAUUAGCUAUAGCUGGAUUUUCCGAUCCAUACAAAGACGCUGAAGAGGAUGACAAAAAAUUAUGGUUAUCAUCAUCAGCUGGUGCAGCAGAAUUAGAUAUAGAAAUGAGUUGUUUCCUAUUGAGAGAGAUUGGAGACCAAUUUUGUGAACUAUUACAACAGGAAAAGGAAGCCGAAUCACAUCAUUUAAAUGAAGAUAAGACGAUAGCGUGGAAACGCGUGGUCCAAGGUGUGAGAGAAAUUUGUGACGUUUGUGAAACGACACUUUUCAAUUUCCACUGGACAUGCGGAAAGUGUGGUUUCGUCGUCUGUCUUGAUUGUUAUAAGUCCAAAACAUCGGGAGAAGCCAGUGCGAGUCCAGCCAGUGAGACCAGCAACGCUAAUGCUACCAAUGGAGAAAGAGAUUCUUUUGGCUGGCUAACAUGCACAUCGGGCGGGGCCCAUCCUGCACGUCGCCUACUCCUGACCCAGAUAGCGGCGGGUGGGGCACUCGUGGCGGCGGCGGCGCGUGCUCAUAGAAUACGAGCUGCCUUCUCCUUACCGGCUUGCGGAUGUGGCUACAACACGGAACCCCCAGCUCAUCAUAAAGCGGCCGCUAGGUUGCUGUUACAACGGGCUUUGCAAAAGAGUAUCAAAAAAGAAAACGUCAAAGAAGAGAACAGCCCGACAAACGGUUCACCGGUCAAGUCAGAAAACGGAAAGACCGGAAGCUCCAUCGUCAGCUGGCUCUCUGACCUUCCCAUCAAAACUGAUCUCAAGUCUGAAAAGUCCGACUCAAGCUCGUCUGACUCGGAGGAAAGCGGGAACUACUCGACUCUCCGGGAAUUAUUAAUACGACCGGCGCCCGAAGGAGGAGACACCCAACCCAAGAAGAAGCAGAAGAAAAAUAAGAGUGACUUACUCGAUGAUGUAAUAUCCAGUGUUAUCGAUGAUAAAAAGGAUGACGAUGAGACCAAACCGUUUGCGCUAUCCAAUGUAGUGAAACGGUAUGAAAGGGGCCGAGGAAGGGAAGAACUGCCCAUUCGUAUCAUGACCCUGACGGAGUCCAAGGUGCUGUACCCUGAUGUGCCUCAUUCCUGGCUCUGUGAUGGAAAGCUCCUACAUUUAACGGAUCCCGUGCACUCCGGGAACUAUAAGCCUUUCCAGGACCAAUGGAAACGCGGUCAGCCCGUUCUCGUGUCGGACGUGUCCAGUCUUCUCGACAAAGACCUGUGGUCGCCCGAGAGUUUCUCGCGAGACUUCGGAGAGACGCACGUGGACCUGGUCAACUGCGCCUCGGGACUGGUGGUCCCCAACCAGCCCGGAAGCAAAUUCUGGGACGGAUUCCAGCUGGCCGCCAAGCGGCUGAGGGACGAACGGGGCGCCCCCAUGGUCCUCAAGCUCAAGGACUGGCCUCCGGGCGAAGACUUCGCCGAAUUACUCCCGACGAGAUUCGACGAUCUCAUGAGGGUUCUCCCUCUUGGCGAGUACACGUCGCGGAACGGGAAACUCAACCUCGCGGCCCGACUGCCGGAAUGCUUCGUCCGACCGGACCUCGGGCCGAAGAUGUACACGGCGUACGGAGGGGCUGGAGGCACCACGAACCUUCACCUCGACGUCAGCGACGCCGUCAACGUCAUGGUCCACGCCAGCGCUCCGGCCGACGCCCCCGAGAGGGCCCGAGAGGCUUCCCGAGCCGCCGAAGAGGCCGGCGUCGACGUGCUGUCGCGCAAGAGGGCCAGGGUCAAGCCCCCGGCGGCCCUUUGGCACAUUUACGCGGCUAAAGACGCGGACAAGAUCCGCGAUUUCCUAGUCAGGGCCGAGCUGGAGCGAGGGGCCAGGCCGCGGGCCCAGCACGACCCCGUCCACGACCAGACCUGGUACCUGGACGCGGCUCUGAGGGAGCGCCUCUACCGCGAGUACGGGGUCGAGGGCUACGCCAUCCUCCAGUGCCCCGGAGACGCCGUGUUCGUCCCGGCCGGCGCCCCUCACCAAGUGAGGAAUCUGCUGGACUGCAUCAAGGUGGCCGAGGACUUCGUGUCCCCCGAGAACGUGUCGCGCUGCUUCGAGCUGGCCCAGCAGUUCCGGCGGCUGUCCCGGCAGCACGCCAACAAGGAGGACAAGCUGCAGAUCAAGAACAUCGUGUACCACGCGGUGAAGGACUCCCUCUGCUGCCUCGAGGAAGCCCUGGAAGAGAAGUGA